Messenger RNA from Arctia plantaginis, 930 nucleotides. NCBI's taxonomy places the organism in Eukaryota, Metazoa, Arthropoda, Insecta, Lepidoptera, Erebidae. The record is from the annotation of a GenBank genome assembly.
AUGUGGAAGUGUUUAUUUAUAUUGGUGAUCGUGACUUUGACUUUCACUUGCUCUGAGGGUGAUGUAGCACAGAAGUCACCUGGAGUGUCAACGAAGAUUUUCUUCGGCAGUCUUUUUGGUAACCGACCGCCGUGGCUGGAGGCCCACCACCCGAAGACAACAUGUAGCUGCAAAUGUGGUGAACGUAAUGAGGUGUCACGAAUUGUGGGGGGUGUAGAGACCGGUAUCAACGAGUUUCCGUGGAUGGCUCGACUGUCGUAUUUCAAGCGGUUCUAUUGCGGAGGCAUGCUUAUUAACGACAGAUAUGUACUGACAGCUGCACAUUGUGUUAAAGGGUUUAUAUGGUUUGUGAUAAAGGUAACCUUUGGUGAACACAAUCGUUGCAACGCCACCACAAGGCCGGAGACUCGCUUCGUGCUUCGGGCCAUCGCAAAUAAGUUCACGCUCAGUAACUUUGACAAUGAUAUAGCACUAUUGCGCCUUAACGAGAGGGUGCCUAUUUCUGAGACCAUUAAGCCGAUUUGCUUGCCUGAUAACGAUAAACACCUUUACGUGGAUGUCAAAGCGGUAGCCGCAGGCUGGGGAACCCUGACAGAAGAGGGUAAAGUGUCCUGUACUCUACAAGAAGUCGAAGUGCCCGUCAUCAGCAAUCAAGAGUGUAGAAAUACUAAAUACACCCCUUCUAUGAUAACAGAUAAUAUGAUGUGUGCUGGAUAUCCCAAAACCGGAGGAAAGGAUUCUUGUCAGGGAGACAGUGGCGGUCCUCUCAUUGCCGAGAGAAAGCACGACAAACGCUAUGAGCUCAUUGGUGUUGUGUCUUGGGGUAAUGGUUGUGCAAGGGCCGGUUAUCCAGGCGUAUAUACCAGAGUCAGCAAAUAUUUGGAGUGGAUUCGUGAAAAUACUCAAGACGGAUGCUACUGUACUGAUUAG